AUGAUUCAAGCUAUAAAUGCUACUGCUAUUACUCUUGUUCCUAAAAUUUUCAAUUGUUGGAGUAUAUAUGGAUCUGCCCAUUCAUGGAAUAGCACGACCACAAAAUGCGGCAACUGCCAUAAGGCAAAAAGUCUUAUAUGCGUGGGAAUAUGUGAUGAGUCACAUAAACAAUCAGAACUAGAGCUCCUUGAUCUGUCAAGAAACUCAUUAAGGCUUCGGAAGCCAGGCUUGAGGUCUCUGCUUGAGAAAUUAGGCAAUCUUAGUGAACUUGAUCUUACUGAAGUAAGAAUUUCUUCGCCGGUACCUAGUAUCUUAGCAAAUUUUUCUUCAUUGAAAACUUUAAAUUUAUCAAAUUGUGACUUGCGUGGUGAGUUUCCCACAGGAAUUUUUGAGUUACCAAGUCUUCAGUUUCUCAGCUUGCAGUCAAAUCAGAAACUUACUGGAUCUUUGCCUGAUAUUCAGGGUAAUCACCCUCUUUUGAAAUUAAGCCUUGCAGACACAGGUUUUUCUGGACGGCUGCCAGAAUCAAUUGGAAACUUCAAGUCAUUGGACUAUUUGGAUAUCAGCAGGUGCUAUUUUUCAGGUAAGAUACCAUAUUCAUUUGGUAACCUUACUGAUCUCCGACAUCUCGAUCUGUCUUUUAACAACUUUUCGGGACCUAUUCCACCUUCAGUACUUGGAAACCUAAACCAGCUCAUGUCUGUGGAUUUCUCUUUUAACUUUUUUUGUGGGGAGAUCCCUUCUUCUUUAUCCAAUCUUACCCAACUUAUUCAUCUGUUCCUUCGCGACAAUAGUUUCGACCAUGGAACCUUGUCCUGGAUUGGUGGACAAACCAAGUUAACAUACUUGGGAUUGUCAUACACCAAUUUAACUGGGAAAAUCCCAUCUUCUCUCGGAAAUUUGACCCAAAUUUCCCGUUUAUAUCUUAGGGGAAAUAAAUUAGAUGGUCAGAUUUCACCAACGAUAUGGAAUUUGUCUGCUCUUGUUUACUUUGAUUUGUUCAAUAACAACUUGAGUGGAAUACUUCCUAGAUGUAUGGGCAACCUCGGCAACUCUCUGUACGCACUCAAUCUUGGAAACAACUUAUUGACUGGAGAAAUUUCACCCACGAUAUGCAAUUUGCCUUCUCUUGUUGUCUUUGAUUUGUCCAAUAACAACUUGAGUGGAAUACUUCCUAGAUGUAUGGGCAACCUCGGCAACUCUCUGUACGUACUCAAUCUUGGAAACAACUCAUUGACUGGAGAAAUUUCACCAACGAUAUGCAAUUUGUCUUCUCUUGUUGUCUUUGAUUUGUCCAAUAACAACUUGAGUGGAAUACUUCCUAGAUGUAUGGGCAACCUCGGCAACUCUCUGGAAGUACUCAAUCUUGGAAACAACCACUUUACCGGUGCAAUUCCUCAAACAUACAAACGGGGAUGUACAUUGAAGGUAAUAGACUUGAGUCAAAAUCAAUUGCAGGGGAAGAUACCAAGAUCACUGAUCCAUUGUACCCAGCUAGAGGCUCUUCUUCUUGAAAAAAAUCAAAUGAAUGAUACCUUUCCUUCUUGGUUGGGUUCUCUUUCAGAGCUCAAGGUUCUGAUUUUGAGAUCUAGUGGACUGCAUGGUGUGAUAGGUAAACCUCAAACCAAAUAUGAAUUCUCUAAGUUGCGAAUUAUUAACCUCUCUAACAAUUGUUUAAGAGGUAGUUUGCCCUUUGGCUACUUCAGUAUUUGGAAUGCGAUGAAAGUUGCCAAUGCAGAUCAUUAUACUUACUCAAUCUCGAUCAGAUUAGCGAAUAAAGGCCUUGAACUGGAAUAUAAGUAUAUUCCAGACUUCUUGAUUGUCAUUGAUCUAUCAAGCAACAAGUUUAAUGGUCAAAUCCCCGACGCUAUUGGGAAUUUGAAGGGACUACAUGUACUUAACCUUUCAAAUAACGGUUUGAUUGGUCAUAUUCCAUCAUGCUUGGGGAAGCUAACUCAGCUUGAAUCUUUGGACCUUUCUCAAAAUAAGCUCUCCGGCCAAAUCCCUCAGCAAUUGGCUCAACUUACUUUCCUCGAAGUCUUGAACGUUUAUCAUAAUUGUCUCCAAGGACCCAUACCCGUAGGAACACAGUUUAGUACUUUCAGUAUUGAUUCGUUUGAUGGAAAUUCAGGAUUGUGUGGAAUCCCAUUAUUGAAAAAAUGUGAAAAUCCUAAUGCCUCAAUGCCACCGUCUUUGACAUCUGAAGAAGUAAAGCAUCGGAACUGUGUUAAAGUUUGGUUGGAAAAUAGUUGCAACGGGAUAUGGAGCUGGAUUGAUAAUAGGAGUGGCCCAUGGUAUCAACUUUAG
Messenger RNA from Durio zibethinus, 2307 nucleotides. The record is from RefSeq and is a predicted model, not a curated record. NCBI's taxonomy places the organism in Eukaryota, Viridiplantae, Streptophyta, Magnoliopsida, Malvales, Malvaceae.